AUGACAAGAUCAAAAGCAAUAUUUGACUCACUCAAAGAGAAGUGCAACGAGCAAGAGAUCGAUAUAGCAAAAAGAUAUCAAGAACACAAAUUAAAGUUAGGAUCUAUUUUAUCGGUAAUGUCAGUACAAAUCCAACAACAAAAUGAAACCCUCAAAUCGGUAUUUACAACAAUUACUGAACUCGUUCCAAUUGUGACACUUUCACUCGGAAUCUGCCAGCAACUCGCUACAACAACAACGUCAAAUUCUACUGAUCAACAAGUUAAACUACCAUUUGACACAUCAACUUCACAAGUUCAAACUUUAAUCAACUUCCUUAAUGAACAACAUCAAUUAAUAUCAAGGAAACAUUUGAAAUUCGUCGAAAAUUUUGAGAAGAACAACCAACUGCUACAGCAUGGAAUUGAACUAUUUACAUCAACAAGUGAAUAA
Rotaria socialis is the source of this 432-nucleotide messenger RNA. Lineage: Eukaryota; Metazoa; Rotifera; Eurotatoria; Philodinida; Philodinidae. The record is from the annotation of a GenBank genome assembly.